Tachysurus fulvidraco (yellow catfish) is the source of this 5123-nucleotide messenger RNA. RefSeq names its product tousled-like kinase 1b (gene tlk1b). Bases 391 to 2562 code for a protein of 723 amino acids. Gene Ontology annotation, biological process: intracellular signal transduction; chromosome segregation; peptidyl-serine phosphorylation. Gene Ontology annotation, molecular function: ATP binding; protein serine/threonine kinase activity. The record is from RefSeq and is a predicted model, not a curated record. The transcript has 22 exons. Gene Ontology annotation, cellular component: nucleus. NCBI's taxonomy places the organism in Eukaryota, Metazoa, Chordata, Actinopteri, Siluriformes, Bagridae.
CAUGCGCAGUGCUUAACGGAGCAGGGACGCAGCUCGGGCUGUGACAGUGGGGCUUAUUUGAGAGUGCAUGAACCUGUGGCUAUAGCGGAUGUGUGCAGCGUGAAAGCGAUGCGUUAUAACAAGACAUAAACGCUUCGUAGCGCACUGCGGAAGGUAAGGAAAAGAGAUGUGAGCUGUCGUCAUUCGGAAUAACAACGCAGGAGAUGUCGGAGGGCGGAUUUGUACGGGAUUGACUCGGUUUUUUCAGCCCGACUUCAGGGCUUUAAUGAGUGUCCAAAGUGAGAGGAGCCUCUCUGGAAGUUUGGACGCAGCGCCAUCUUUGGUCCCAGUUCUCCAUCUGAGACCCCGGGCCUGUCUUUAACCACAAACAUCUCGGAUCUGACACACAGGAUGGAGGAGCUGCAGUCUCUGGACCCACGCAGACAAGAGCUGCUCGAGGCUCGGUUCAUGGGGGCAGUAAGUGGCAGCACUGGGGGCAGCACAGGCAGCGCCAGCGGAGGAGCCAAGGGCUUAAUCAAUAACGAAUGCUCCAACCACAGUUUUGGCAGUCUGGGAUCAUCAAGCGACAAGGAGUCUGAGAACUCUGACCUGAAGAGAGGAGGCUCUCCGGCAUAUUCCACACCUGAGAAGAAGCACUCAGAGACGACCAGGAGGAAGAGAAAAGCUGACAACCAAUCAGAGAGCAGCCAAGGGAAGUCUUCUGGCCGAGGAGCAAAGAUCAGCGAUUACUUCGAUUUUCAGGCAGGAAACGGCUCCAGCCCCGUUCGAGGAAUGCCGCCUGGUCUUCGUGCCCCUCACGGCUCUCAUUCUGCCCCUGGUUCCAUCGUCCGACAGAACAGUUCCUCGCCCACCAGCUUGUGUUUCACAGAUCACAUGAUGCAGCCGAAGCAGCUCAGUAUCAGAAGUGUUCAGACCGAUCUGACUCUGUUAAAGCUUGCUGCCCUCGAGAGCAAUAAGAAUCUGGAUCUGGAGAAAAAGGAGGGCAGAAUAGAUGAUCUGCUCAGGGCUAACUGUGACCUGCGGAGACAGAUCGAGGAACAACAGAAGCUGCUGGAAAGAUAUAAAGAGCGUCUGAACAAGUGCACCACCAUGAGCAAAAAACUGCUCAUUGAGAAGAGCACUCAGGAGAAGCAGUCGUGCCGGGAGAAGAGCAUGCAGGAUCGCCUGCGUCUCGGACACUUCACAACGGUACGACACGGAGCGUCCUACACGGAGCAGUGGACCGACGGAUACGCUUUCCAGAACCUGGUCAAGCAGCAGGAGUGGGUGAACCAGCAGAGGGAAGAUAUUGAAAGGCAGCGGAAGCUUCUUGCAAAGCGGAAACCUCCCAACACAGCACCGUCUCAGAGCCCAGCGCCUUACAACGAGUCCAAACCCAGAAAGACCAAAGCCGUGAACGGAGCGGACAGCGACCCCUUCGUCAAACCCAGCCUACCUACACUGUUGACUUUAGCAGAGUAUCACGAACAGGAAGAAAUCUUCAAACUGCGACUGGGCCAUCUGAAAAAGGAGGAGGCGGAGAUACAGGCUGAGCUGGAGCGUUUGGAGCGAGUGAGGAAUCUUCACAUCCGUGAGCUGAAGAGGAUCAGUAACGAGGACAGCUCCUCGUUUAAAGAUCACCCCACACUCAAUGACCGAUACCUGCUCCUGCACCUGCUGGGCAGAGGAGGAUUCAGUGAGGUUUAUAAGGCCUUUGACCUGUUUGAGCAACGUUACGCAGCAGUGAAGAUCCACCAACUCAAUAAGAACUGGAGAGAGGAGAAGAAGGAGAACUAUCACAAACAUGCAUGUAGAGAAUAUCGAAUCCACAAACAGCUGGACCAUCCCAGAAUAGUCAAACUGUACGACUACUUCUCCCUGGACACGGACACGUUCUGUACGGUGUUGGAGUUCUGUGAGGGGAACGAUUUGGACUUCUAUUUGAAGCAGCACAAGUUGAUGACUGAGAAAGAAGCUCGUUCAAUCGUCAUGCAGAUCGCCAACGCUCUCCGAUACCUCAACGAGAUCAAACCGCCAAUCAUUCACUACGACCUCAAACCAGGUAACAUCCUGCUGGUAGACGGUACUGCGUGCGGUGAGAUCAAGAUCACUGACUUCGGCCUGUCAAAGAUCAUGGACGAUGAUAACUACGGUGUGGACGGUAUGGACCUUACCUCGCAGGGAGCAGGGACCUACUGGUAUUUACCGCCGGAGUGUUUUGUAGUCGGAAAAGAGCCGCCAAAGAUCUCAAAUAAAGUGGACGUCUGGUCUGUAGGCGUCAUCUUCUUCCAGUGUCUGUAUGGACGCAAGCCGUUUGGCCACAACCAGUCUCAGCAGGACAUCCUCCAGGAGAACACCAUCCUCAAAGCCACUGAAGUUCAGUUCCCUCCCAAACCUGUGGUCAGCAAUGAAGCCAAGGCGUUUAUCCGGCGCUGCCUGGCGUACAGAAAGGAGGACCGUUACGAUGUGCACCAGCUCUGUAGCGACUCGUACCUGCUCCCUCACAUCCGACGAGCCAAUUCAUCUGGGAAUCUGCAGGCCACGCCCACUAGCCCCGCCUCCUCCUCGAUCAUCUCUUACUGAUCUGUACAGCUUGAAAAGUGAUUGACUUUUUGUUUUUGUUUUAAGCGACUGCCCUUGUGUGUAGGUGAAAGUGGGAGGAGUUUACUAGUCAGGAGGUGGGCCUAAAGACACAUGGCAACAGUUGCCCUGGCAAAAGUGCACUUGAUGGGAUGUUGGGCACAGGUGGAAGAUGAGAAAAAAAAACUUGAAUACUAAUGUCACAAGGUGGCUGGGUUAUACACAAGUGUACAGGAGAGAGUGUGUGUGUGUGUGUGUGCGUGUGUGUGAUGGGGAGGGCAUUACACUCACAACCUUCAGUUAUUACUUUCUCUUAUCCCCUGCCGUGUGUGUUUGUGUAUCAAAUGCUGUUGGGAAUGUGUGUGUGAGAGAGCAGGUUCAGGGUAAACUUGAUUUCUUCAAAUAGAUAUUUCCUGAUCUACAUUUUUUUGUAACCAGUUUUUGACCCCUGAUGUCAUCAGCGUGCAUCAGAGUUUACACUGUUUCCUACUUCACUAUCUAACGGUGCACUAACGUCAGGGUCUGAUGUAUUGAGCGCACAACGUUCAUGACGACUCCAUGUAGUCAACAGGCCAUGAAGUACCAUAAUGCACUGCGUUGCGUUGGUUUGAUUGGUUUACUUUCCCUGAGGGAUACAGCCAGUUACUAUGGAAACGUCUCUAAUGUCGAAUGCAUGUGUAUCGAAGGAUUUCUGAGUUUCUCACCGCAGAAGCCCAGGUCCGGGGGGUGGAGCCGAAUCUGAUCCGUCUGUUCGGAGAUCUGAUCCUCAAUACUUAACCCUAACCUACUCAACACAUUAAAUACACUUAUACUGCCUGAAACACACUCCACUCCCUGGGUUUUGACUCCACCAGGGGCAGUAGGAGCUGGAUCAGGUCCGACUCCACCCCACGGACCUACCCUGUGCCAGGAAUUCAGUCGUUUCAGUUCACUAUCAUGGUGCUGUCUGUAGGGUAAGAAAUCAUGAUCACGGAGCCAUUUCACACACGGUGGAAGUGAAGUAUUGUAGUCUGAACUGCCUCAAGUCACCCGAGCCAAAUCAUUAAACACUGAUUCAGGUCAUACAAAUAAAAUCAGGACUUUCUUCCCCCUUCUGUAAGCGCUUGGUUAGGUUUAAACGAUCAAAUAUGUCCGGUCACUAUUUGGUUUUGGUGUUAACUAAAUUCUUUUGCUCUUUGUUAUAUCGCAGUGUUUCUACAGUAAGACAGCACUCGAAAUCAGUCACGCAAAUUAUAACCUAUAAAUAAUAAAGGUGUGAGAACGAGACAGAGUCUUACCAAAGCCGGCCUUAUAGAGUGGGUUUUGUGGCAUCCGAGCUUUCUGACUCGCACGAUCUACACUCAUAACCGUCUCGUUCUUCUCCAGUUCAUCAGCUGAGUUUCAGGUUUUUUUUCUAACUAGCAUGACGCAGUUGAUUAUUAGUAAUAUACAAAGCACGUUUCAGACGCAACUCCUUUGCAUAUGGCGACACCCACACAAUCCAUAAAAGGUGAACGGCAGAGACGUCUAGAAGUCUGAGCAAAGGCCGAAGGGCAGAAAUGGAAGUUAUUUCGACUCGCUGUCGUGCCAAAGAAAAAAAAGGACAUUUAUUUACUUCCUCCGUUUAUAUCACAUUAUUUCUUUGGUCAUAUUUGAAUGGGUUUUCUUCACCUUUAUAAUUUAUAAGCUUGUUAUUGUUGUUAUUCUUUAAUUAAUGGCAAUAAUAUAAAACAGCUGUUUUCCCCCCAGAUGUUUCGGACCAUACUGUUAGACUCUGACCUUGUGAGCUAGUGUACAGGUGUUUUUGAUCAACUCUAAAACUCUUCUGUAAGUCACUUUGGAGUAACGUAAUAAAAAUAAGCGAUUUACAACUCGAAAUAGACAUAAUAGAUACACUUUUUUUUAUAGGUCUUCGUAGGUGCGGCCUUUAGCCCAGAGUUUAGAAUAGACAUGCUUAUUUUCUGUUCAUUUCACCCCAUAGUAAACACAGGAACUGAAAAAUGUUGUGACUAUCAGCUCUGUGAACCGAUGUGUGUGAGGAGCCACGUGCACACGCUGAUGACAUCAGGCGGCAGGGAUCGGUUCAAAUGAAUGUCACACAAGGGUCAUGUUUUAUAACUAAUCAACGGUGUUCUCAGCAGGUCCAGGAUUUCUGUCGGACCGUCUCUCACCGCUCCUGAAGCAAUGUUCACGUUGCUGCUACUCAGUGUUGCUUUUUAGUUUUCAGUUAGGCUUCUGUUUUUUUUUUUUGUGUGUGUACUGUAAAAUUAAGAAGAGAUGUCAUAUAUGGAAAGUUUAUUUGCCAGGAAAUUCGCAGCAUGUUGAUACAAUACUUUUUGUCAGGUGUGUGAGAUGUGUGUGUGUGUGUGUAAAACAACUUAAGCUAACUAACGGAAGGUGGCCCUGACUCCACCCUUGAAUUGCUGAGCAGUCUGCGAUCAGUGAGAGCAGUGCUCGGUCAGCUUUCUUCUCCCCUUUUCUCUCUCUCUCUCAGCCCCUAUCUGUGAUCUGUCUCUAAAAAUGCUGCUGCCGUUGUAGGGAAUGUAGCCAAAAGAGAAAUAAAAAUUCCUAAAGCUAUUUUAAUA